CCCCCCGCGGGAGGGACGGGGCUCCGCGGGGCCGGGACGCGCCGGUGGCCGCCGCCCGGCAGCGGCGGUGCGCGGAGCGGCCCCCCGAGGCCGGCCGCCGGGAGGAGGGAGCGGCGGGGCGCGGGAGUCGGCGCUGCCCGCCCGCCCGUCCGCCGGCUGCGCCCCAGCGGAGGAGCAUGCACUGACUCGCUGCCUCGGCUCAGAGCCAUCCCAGCCGCCGGGGUGCGCGUUGCAUGGUGUGGGGAUACACGGUCUCGAUAAUAAAUGAUAGAGGAUACAAUGACUUUGCUGUCUCUGCUGGGUCGGAUCAUGCGUUACUUCUUGCUUAGACCGGAGACCCUGUUCUUGCUGUGCAUCAGCCUGGCCCUGUGGAGUUAUUUCUUCCACACGGAUGAGGUGAAAACCAUUGUUAAGUCCAGCAGGGAUGCGGUGAAGAUGGUGAAGGGCAAGGUGGCCGAGAUCAUGCAGAAUGACAGGCUCGGGGGGCUAGACGUGCUGGACGCAGAGUUCUCCAAGACCUGGGAGUUCAAGAGCCACAACGUGGCUGUCUACUCCAUCCAAGGCCGGAGGGAUCACAUGGAGGACAGGUUCGAAGUAAUCACUGACCUGGUGAACAAGACUCACCCCUCCAUCUUCGGGAUAUUUGAUGGGCAUGGAGGAGAGGCAACAGCAGAAUAUGUGAAGUCCCGUCUGCCUGAAGUCCUAAAACAACAUCUUCAAGACUAUGAGAAAGACAAGGAGAACAGUGUGCUGUCUUACCAAACCAUCCUGGAACAGCAGAUUUUAUCAAUUGAUCGAGAAAUGCUGGAAAAAUUGACUGUAUCCUAUGAUGAAGCAGGUACAACUUGUUUGAUCGCACUGUUGUCAGAUAAAGAACUCACAGUGGCCAACGUUGGUGAUUCGCGAGGAGUCUUGUGUGACAAGGAUGGGAAUGCUAUCCCCUUGUCACACGAUCACAAGCCCUACCAACUGAAAGAGAGGAAGAGGAUUAAAAGAGCUGGUGGUUUUAUCAGCUUUAACGGCUCCUGGCGCGUUCAGGGGAUCCUGGCCAUGUCCCGCUCGUUGGGAGAUUACCCUCUGAAGAACCUGAAUGUUGUCAUUCCUGACCCUGAUAUUCUUACCUUUGACCUGGACAAACUGCAGCCAGAGUUCAUGAUCUUGGCGUCGGAUGGUCUGUGGGAUGCUUUCAGCAACGAGGAAGCUGUCCGAUUCAUCAAGGAACGCUUGGAUGAACCACACUUCGGUGCAAAGAGUAUAGUUCUACAGUCCUUUUACAGAGGAUGUCCUGAUAAUAUAACAGUGAUGGUGGUGAAGUUCAGGAAUAGCAGCAAAACAGAAGAACAGUAAUUACUAGUGGUUCUCUGCCUCACUCUGAACUUAAAAGAAACUCCUACAUUUUAAACAUAGUAGAAAGCUCUAGUAAAUACCGUUAAGAUUCUACACAAAAGGAACAGAUCCCUCUGGUCUUUGUUCUUUGCUUAACAAAAGGAGCAAUACAACAAAUACAUUCUGAGUGAUUGUAAGAAUUAAGUUUGUUCACAUAUACCUGUUUCCUGUGACCUUGCUGCUCCUUAGAAACUAACUGUAAUCUUCCAUUUCAGAAUUUUCUUUACAAAUCCUCUGUAGACUUUUCAUUUGAUCCCUUACCUCUCAUUUCUAAUUGUCAAAGGUUCGUUCAGAUGCACAGCAGGGUCAGGGCAGUGCUGCCGCUUAAUAGCAAGUGAUAGGAAUGAUGCUGCUUUUCACUCAUAGGUGUGACUCUUCAGAAUGAUGCUCUUGCGUUUCUCAUCUCUUUUCUUUUUUAAUCUGCAGUGAUAAGGUUGUAUAGGAAAAGGUUUCGAUUAUUGGCCUGUUAUUGAUAUGAAGGAGGAAGAGGAGGCAACUAUUAGCCUGCUACCACAGAACUGGCUCUCUCGCUUUGUUUAACCUCCCCCUCCACCCCUUAAAUAAAUCCCUGCCAAGCAUGUGAUUAGGUAUAGUUACUGAAUUACCUGAAGCCACAUGUUUAUUCAGUCUGUGCGUUACUCUAAUAACAUUUCUUCUAUGCCAUGUUGUAUUCAAACCAACUAACGUUCAACUUACUUCGAGGUCUGACACCUUCUGUAUCAAAAAAUAGCUCUGUUGUGAUAGAAGAAAGUCUGUCAUUCACCAAGACUCACCCUUACAUUAGUUUUUUGGCAUGGACUUUUCAUAGGCAUGUAGAGAAAGUAAUGCAAGAUAAAAUUAAUUCCGUUAGUGACUGUUUGGAAAACUAAUCAAGACAGGGCAUUCCUUAGAGCUACCUAGAUGGAAGUCAAGCCUAUUAAAGACUUCCUUGUACCACUGCAGAUUAAUUUGUGGUGUUAAUCCAGGGGAAGACCACUUUAGAACCGUUUUUUGGUAUAAUGUAUAAAUGCCAGGCAGUGUCAUUGCACUGUAGAGAUGAAAGCUUGUGUUAAAUCUAGAUAAAAAUAUGUUUAGAUCUAACUUUCAGUAUUUAAUUGUAUAUCCUGAUCUGUGACUACUGUAAGUUUAAACAAUGACGGUCUGAGUUUGCUCUACAUCUGAUAACUUAGUUGGCUGCUUCAUGAACGAGAGGCAGCAGAAGCAGAGUGACAGGGUGAUGCAUGUUAGAGGAACAGAGCCAGGGCCUGAGUUGGAGGUUAGUAUUUUGGAUGGCUUGCUUACCCGUAUCGUGUCUUAUAACAAUCCUUGGGAUUCUCUCCCCACAAAACGUGGUCCUGGACGAUCCCCUGAGGUCUCUUGUCUUCAGGGUGACGGAGGUUGUCAGUAUUUGGGCCCUGAGGUGAAUCAUGGAUAUGACGCAUUAACUAACUUUGUGUCUGUUUCUUGGGUAGAGAUACAAUAUUACCUAGCUAAAAAGUUAACCUGUUUCUCAUCACCCACCUAUAGCCCUUUCUGGGCAAGUGGCUUGCUGGUCCCUAAAAUACUGUGAUGUGUUGUGGUUGUGCUGAAUGGGCGUGUGUCUCUGAAGACGAAAACGAAAGAGCAAAAAUUCUUCUUUCUGCUCAAGAAGGAA
This is a messenger RNA of Harpia harpyja (harpy eagle), 3019 nucleotides long. RefSeq names its product protein phosphatase, Mg2+/Mn2+ dependent 1L (gene PPM1L). NCBI's taxonomy places the organism in Eukaryota, Metazoa, Chordata, Aves, Accipitriformes, Accipitridae. The record is from RefSeq and is a predicted model, not a curated record. The transcript has 4 exons. Gene Ontology annotation, biological process: protein dephosphorylation. The coding region runs from base 265 to 1347 and encodes 360 amino acids. Gene Ontology annotation, molecular function: protein serine/threonine phosphatase activity; cation binding.